Messenger RNA from Coregonus sp. 'balchen', 5459 nucleotides. The record is from the annotation of a GenBank genome assembly. NCBI's taxonomy places the organism in Eukaryota, Metazoa, Chordata, Actinopteri, Salmoniformes, Salmonidae.
AUGGUGAAGGUAUGAUUGAAUACUCACUAUGCUAAGAGAGACAGAAGCCUGGUAUAGGCUGUGUAUUACUUGAAGAAGCCACUAAGAAAGCUGCAUUGAACCUACUUCUUCUUCUUCUUGAGAGUGAGGCUGACUAAGGUCAGGGUGUUACUGCUGGGAAGUGUUGAUGAGACAGCGGAGUCAGCGGACAGGGAACGAUGCUACCAACAGAUAAUCACAUUGACACUUCCUGAUUUACUGACACUUAUCCUGAACUUUUCGAUCUGCCAGUCCUCCUGUAGGCAUUGUGUAACGUCCAGAAGUUGUACAUGCUGCUUACUGGCUACUGGCUACUGUAUACUGUUUGAUGUCACUCACCAGGUUUUCUCUCCCACAGGUGGAGGUUCUGGAUGGCAGGACCAGGCAACAGCUGUGUUUUCUAGAUAAGGUAGGCUACAGCCCACGCCCUGGCUAUUAGUCCUGACAAAAUAUUCAGAAUAUUCAGAAGUCUAUGACAAGUGCAUGAAUUAUAGUUCAAAUAGCAUGAGCUUGAACAUCUAGGUUAUCAUGGAAGUAUUUUAAUAUGUUGGUGUUACUUAUACUCAUUUCACUGAUAAUGUAUCUCUAUUUCCAGGUGGAGCCCCAUGCUACAAUAGGAGAAAUCAAGAGUCUUUUUCACAAGUCAUGUAUGUGUUUGUUGUCUGCCUUCAUCAAAUCAAUCAAAUCAAAUGUUAUUUGUCACAUGCGCCAAAUACAACAGGUGUAGACCUUACCGUGAAAUGCUUACUUACAAGCCCUUAACCAACAAUGCAGUUCAAGAAAUAGAGUUUAAAAAAUAUUUACUAAAUAAACAAAAGUAUAUAUUUUUAUAAAAGGUAACACAUGAAAAUAACAAUAACGAGGCUAUAUACAGGGGGUACCGGUACCGAGUCAAUGUGGUACAGGUUAGUCAAGGUAAUUUGUACAUGUAGGUAGGGCGGGAUCAAUGUAAAUAGUCCUGGUGGCCAUUUUAUUAAUUGUUCAUCGGUCUUAUGGCUUGGGGGUAGAAGCUGUUAAGGAGCCUUUUAGACCUAGACUUGGCGCUCCGGUACCGCUUGCCGUGCGGUAGCAGAGAGAACAGUCUAUGACUUGGGUGAACUUGCAAACUUGCUAGUCUGCGUUUGUUUACUUAUAAUCUGGUCUAGAAGUUAUAUGGUCCAUGUGUGUAACCAGACCGACCAGAUGCUAUGUCUAGUGAGUCUGGAACUGUCGGAGGCAAUGAGAGCAAUACAGCUGAAGUCUACUCCAUUGUGAUUAAUUACUACUAGGCCUGAAGCCAAACUAAACUGUGUGUGUGUGUUUGUGUGUGUGUUUGUGUGUGUGUGUGUUUCUGUGUUUCUGUGUGUUUCUGUGUGUGUGUGUGCGCGUGUAUGCGCGUGUGUCUCAGAUCAACAGUUGUAUCCAGCUCGACAGGACCUCAAGCUCGACCCCAGUAAGUGAAUACUGUAUGUGUUUAGAUAACUAGUACUAUCAAUCUAAACUGUAGCAGAGUGCUGCUGGAGUGUUGAGUUACUUAGUUUUACAUCCUCAUUUGUUUUUAAACAUUUGAUUGCAUUGGAUAUUUAAUACAAUACAAUCUACAAAGUUAAAAGCUGGAACAAAAGCUAGAUAGCUAAUAAAUUCUCUGUUGUCCCUGUUGUCAGGGUGUGACGUGAUGAUUAGGUUGUAAACUAGCAUGUACACUCUUAAUAUAGCUUGUUACUGAAGAGAAAAGGUCUACCGUUAUGCAAUCUCAUUUAGCAGAAAACACUGUAGCUAAAUGGUUCAAUAUCUACCCUGUUGAGCUUACACUAAAAUUACUUUCAAUUAUUUCUCCACGUAACAGGUUAGGAGUAAGGUCACCUAGCUGAGCUUGUAGGACAAGAGAACAUGAAACAUGAAUUGGUUCUAAUAGAGAAAUAUUCUUAGAAUCCAUGUCCUUGGUCUGUGUGAAAAGGAGCAGGACAACCAAUCUGCAUUUUAUUUUCACAAGGUCUUGUUUAUAAUAUUUUUCAGAAGGAAAAUCACUGAGGGAUGACGAUGUAUUACAAAACCUACCAGUUGGGACCACAGCAACCAUGUAUUUUAGGGACCUGGGUCCACAGGUCGGGUGGACAAUGGUAAGAGGCUGUGACAUACAAUAGAUUCAAACUGUAGUCCCCCAUCAGACUCUUAUUAACUUUGGCAUUUGACAUGAGCCUCUUCUUUCAAGUUUCAUGUUUAUUUGACAUGUGUAAUGUCAUCUUGGACAUCUUACAACCCUUUUCUUCUAUUGGCAGGUGUUUUUAGCGGAGUACAUUGGUCCCCUGUUUAUCUACCUCCUGUUCUAUUUCCGAGUUCCGUAUAUCUACUCACACCAGGAUGCCUUCACCUCCAGCCCCUACUCAGUGGUCACGUAAGUCAGGCACUAAUACACCCAAUAAUAUACUGAUCAGUUACAACUAACAUCCAAAUCUAACAUUUGUCUUUCUUUCUCUUUCUUUGACUUCAUCCCCCCUCCCCCUCUUCCUCUCUCUCUUCCCACCUGACUAUCUUCCUCUCGCUCUUCCCACCUGACUAUCUUCCUCUCUCUCUUCCCACCUGACUAUCUUCCUCUCUCUCUUCCCACCUGACUAUCUUCCUCUCUCUUCCCACCUGACUAUCUUCCUCUCUCUCUUCCCACCUGACUAUCUUCCUCUCUCUCUUCCCACCUGACUAUCUUCAUCUCUCUCUUCCCACCUGACUAUCUUCCUCUCUCUCUUCCCACCUGACUAUCUUCCUCUCUCUUUGUCUCUCUCUCUCUUCUCUCCUUCAGACUAGCCUGUGCCUGUCACACCUGCCACUACAUCAAGAGGUUGAUUGAGACUAUCUUUGUGCACCGGUUCUCCCAUGGUACCAUGCCUCUCAGGACUAUAGUCAGGGUACGGACCACAUACUCCAGAACACCGUUUCACUUUGACUUGAGCUACUUUACUUUAAGGUCAUGUAAUUUAUAGUACUACUAUCAUACUUUGCAGUGCUCCUUUACAUUAGAGUAAUGUAUUUUAUAGUACUACAAUCAUACUUUACAGUGCUCCUUUACAUUAGGGUCAUGUAAUUUAUAGUACUACUAUCAUACUUUACAGUGGUCCUUUACAUUAGAGUCAUGUAAUUUACAGGAUAAUGUCAAUUCCAACUACUUCUCCUCAAAUUCUCAAUACAAAACAUACAGUGCUGUUCUGUCUUUGUCCUAUCAAAGGUUUCUUAUACACUGCAGCAGUAUCAUUCUCUGAUUAGAGCAUAGAAAUGCAAUUAUACAUAUUUUACAAUAAUAAUAUAUGAGUUUGAUUAGAAACUGCCAAAUUGGCAGUAUGCUUACUUGUGUUUCCCUCUCUUUCUGUCAGAACUGUGUAUAUUACUGGGUCUUCUCAGCAUGGUUAGCCUUCUACAUCAACCAUCCACUGUACACACCACCAUGUAAGUCCUCUAUCAUUCAGACCUACCACUCAGUGCCUCAACAAGACUUACAGUCCCUCCUUAGCUCCAUAAAUAGGUACACCACAUCACAAUAAUAAGAAUAUCACAUCUCUCAAGGGCUCACCAAAACAUCUAAACUAACCAAUGGCUUAUGUCUCUCCACAGCGUAUGGGGAUAUGCAAGUGAACUAUGCACUGGCCAUAUUUGUGGUAUGUAUUGCUGACAGAAACCCAAAGAGGUCGUAAACAUGAGACAUCAUUAUUACAGAUGACUUGGACGUGUGUGAACCCGAUAUGUGUUUGUGUUUUGAAUGCAGCUCUGUGAGUUAGGGAAUUUCUCCAUUCACGUGGCCCUGAAUAACCUCAAGGCAGAAGGUGGGCCCAAGUGCAAAAAGUUCCCUCACCCGACGAAGAACCCAUUCACAUGGCUGUUCUUCUUCGUGUCCUGCCCCAAUUAUACCUACGAGGUCAGGCUGAAGACUAUGAUAAUGUUUUGUGACUAUAUAGCAGAGGUUUAUGGAAUUAUCAAUGUUUGCCAGUCAGGAAGAGUCACACACGUCUGUUAAUAAUACAGAAUAUCAACGGAGUAACAAAAUAUCUGUAUUUCUUAUCAUUAGGUAGGAGCCUGGGCGAGUUUCUCUGUCAUGACCCAGUGUCUACCAGGUCAGUUGAUUCACAUCAUAUUUUAUACAUUCAAGUUUAUUUACCAUAUAUACUGAAUACACUGGCCAUUUUACUCACCCAAGCAUUUUAUAUACACUACUUGUUUGUGUGUUGCCACGAAGGUACAAUACAUGCUCUAUUAUUUCUCUGUCCCUCCACAGUGGCCUUGUUCACCUUCUUAGCGUUCAUUCAGAUGACUAUCUGGGCCAAAGGGAAGCAUAAAACCUACGUCAGGGAGUUUAUGGACUACCCAAAUCUGCGUAUGCCAAUAAUCCCGCUCCUCCUCUGACCACACUACAAAGGUUUACCAUUCUGACUGUAGAAGUAUUGGGGGCUUCAGCCUGCUUGAAAGGUUGUGGUGAUUAGUGGGUCACUGUGUUUCACACAAAGCAAGAAGACCCACUGCUCCUUCAUCUAUAGCCAUGGCAAUGGUCUGUUAUCUUUCCAACAACCACUAUGCAAGGAUAGACUAUGCCAUUGGCUUAGAAAGAGAAGCAAACUAACAGUGUUAAGGAUUCAUAGACAUUGAGUAUUGUUGAUGUGUGGAUUCACUUUUUAUGAAUAUACUGUCUAAUAGUGAAUUCACAGAAAGGACUAUGUCAUCUCAACAAUACUGUUGAUUAACUGCUAAUGAGAAUGUUCCCAUUAAUAAUGUUUAGUUAAAUGAUUGAAACACAUCUAUAUUGAUGAGUUAUUAGUAUUAGUCAUGUUACUGACCAUGAUGAUUGAUUGACUGUUACAAUGCAGCUUUAGACAGUGGAAAUCGUCAGAAACUAUGAAGUUAUGAAUAUAUGAUUGAAGUUAUAUAUAAUCUACCAUAUUAUUUAGUUAUAAGUUAUUGUGCAUUUCCUAGAGGAAAUGUGUGUAUGUAACUUGAUAUGAUAUACCUGUUUAGGAAGUCUUCAGGAACAAUAUUUAUUAUGGCUGACGUGUAACGGGGCUAUUUUCAGUAUUUGCAGAGUAAGUAGAGUAGGGAAAGCGGAGUGUGUUAACUGAGAAGUGUUCUAGAGCCAGGAAAAUUGAAAAUAAAACUUUAGCAGAUGUUCUAAGUUUUAAAGCAGAUUUUUUCCCCCCUCUACAAUGAAGCUGUACAUGUUUGAAUGUAACGAGCAACCUGAUGAUUUUAACUUUGUGAGACGAUUGAGGAUAAUUCACUGAUUUAUUACUUUAUAUAUUGUUCAAUAUAACUACAAUCUGACAAAUUCUCAGGAGUUACUAGAUGUAAAAGGUACUGUUACAUACUGUACAAAUUACAGCCAAACUUGUAUAAAGUGUACAUAACAAAUAAAUCAUGUUGAUCAUUUAAAAGAUACAAGUCUUCUAUCAUGUCAAUUCAUCUAAAAGGAGUCAUGCAUAUUUCACAAA